CAUGUGGUGGUUCCAGCAGGGCCUCUCCUUCCUGCCUGUGGCUUUGGUGGUUUGGUCAGCAGCAUCUUUUGUCUUUUCCUACAUCACUGCCGUCGUGCUCCACCACGUGGACCCCCUGGUGCCCUACAUCAGUGACACAGGGACAAUCCCUCCUGAGAGAUGCUUGUUUGGCAUCAUGUUAAACAUUUCAGCUUUCCUGGGGGUGGCCACCACCUACGUCCGCUACAAGCAAGUUUGUGCCUUGAGUGCAGACAGAGCCAGGAUCCUGCAGCUGAACAAGCUUGGCCUCAGCCUGGGCUGGAUGAGCUGCUUUGGGCUCUGCAUCAUUGCAAACUUCCAGAAGUGCAUCCUGUACUACAUCCACGUGCUGGGAGCCUGCCUGACCUUUGGAGUGGGAGCCAUCUACAUGCUGGUGCAGACCAUCCUCUCCUACCUGAUGCAGCCACAGCUCCACAGCAAGGAGGUCUUCUGGGUCCGCCUGGGGGCGCUGCUCUGGUGCUGCUCCAGCAUCCUCUGCAUGUUUGUUUCCUCAGUUGUCCUCUACAGUGGUCUGUAUGGAGCUAACCUGGUGCAGAAGCUGCACUGGGACCCUCAGGAUAAGGGCUACACAACUCACCUCAUCAGCACUGUCUCAGAGUGGUCCUUGGCCUUCUCCUUCCUCAGCUUCUUCCUCACGUACAUCAGAGACUUCCAGAAGAUUUCUCUCCAUGCUGUUGCCAGCCUGCAGGGGCAGAGCCUCUACAACACCCCCCAGGGCUUCAGCAGUGACCAGCAGGGCCUGCUGGUGGCAGGCAGCAUCUGAGGAGGGCUGGAGAGGAGCCUGGCAGCACCUGCUGGAGGCUGGCAGCAGCUCCU
Messenger RNA from Dryobates pubescens (Downy woodpecker), 855 nucleotides. RefSeq names its product DNA damage regulated autophagy modulator 2 (gene DRAM2). Gene Ontology annotation, biological process: regulation of autophagy; photoreceptor cell maintenance. Lineage: Eukaryota; Metazoa; Chordata; Aves; Piciformes; Picidae. Bases 2 to 802 code for a protein of 266 amino acids. The transcript is spliced from 7 exons. Gene Ontology annotation, cellular component: lysosome. The record is from RefSeq and is a predicted model, not a curated record.